UACCGCCGUACCGAACUACACCAAUGAAUGCGACAAAGCCCGCGUCCUUAUCCUAUCCAAUAUCCAUGUCUCAAUUUUGUUCCGCGAAGGUAACGAUGAGUAAAUGAUCGAGAUACAAAGUAACAUUCCGUCGCCAACUGAACAACGUGCAGUGCCUUCGGAAAAGAAAACAUUAAAAUAAUGUCAUCGGUGAAGCAAAUCGGAGUAGUGGGCGGCGGGCAGAUGGGUUCGGGAAUAGCGCAAGUGGCUGCUAUGAAUGGCAUACACGUCUGCCUCUUCGAUGUCGAUCCUCCUGCUCUUUCCAAAGCCUCUGCUUCCGUCUCUGCCUCCAUCGCUCGUUUGGUUUCCAAAGCUCAACUCUCUCAGUCUGAAGGUGCAGAUGCUUUGCAAAGGGUGCGGUUUACAUCAAAUUUGGAAGACUUCCAUCAGGCUGAUUUUAUCAUAGAAGCCAUUGUGGAAUCUGAAGAUAUAAAGAAAAGAUUAUUACUUCAAUUAGAAAAGAUUGCCAAGAGUUCUGCAAUUUUCGCGUCCAACACAAGUUCCAUUUCCAUAACUCGCCUAGCAGCUGCAACCAGCAGGCCACAUCAGGUGAUAGGAAUGCAUUUUUUCAAUCCUCCUCCUGUGAUGAAAUUGAUUGAGAUUGUGCGAGGUGCACAAACUUCGGAUGAGACAUUCGCAGCUACAAAAGCAUUGUCAGAAAGGCUCGGCAAGAAAGUAAUAACCUCCCGGGACUUCUCAGGAUUCAUUGUAAACCGUAUCCUUAUGCCUAUGAUAAAUGAAGCGUUUUUCGCCCUCUACACUGGCGUCGCAACCAAAGAGGACAUUGACACUGGAAUGAAGCUAGGCACUAACCAUCCAAUGGGUCCUUUACAACUUGCAGACUUCAUUGGGUUGGACGUGUGCUUGUCAAUAAUGAAGGUUCUUCAUGCUGGCCUUGGUGAAAACAAAUAUGCUCCAUGCCCUCUUCUUGUGCAGUAUGUCGAUGCUGGCCGACUUGGAAAGAAACAAGGUAUAGGGAAGAAUAAGUUUGCUGGUGAAGGGGGAAUAAAGAAGUGUGGCCUCGCCUAUUUUGUACUGGUAUCUUUUGGGGCAUGCUCCCAAGUGCAGAGUAACCACCUUCCAGCUACCUUUAAAACUGUUCUGAAGCUGUCGUUGCCACCGUCCACUGUCGUUCAAUUUGACCAACGACCAAACCAUGAACUUCUCCUUGUCCAAAGAUGUCCCAGCAUGACAAUAGUGUCGAUAAUCCACGUGCUGCUUCUCCACUAUGACGCAAGUAGCUUUGUCUCCGAGUUUUCAGUACUUGCCCAAGAGUUCUAA
Molecule: messenger RNA, 1320 nt
Organism: Arachis duranensis
Lineage: Eukaryota; Viridiplantae; Streptophyta; Magnoliopsida; Fabales; Fabaceae
Exons: 5
Coding region: 181-1320 (379 amino acids)
Biological process (GO): fatty acid metabolic process
Molecular function (GO): oxidoreductase activity, acting on the CH-OH group of donors, NAD or NADP as acceptor; NAD+ binding
Source: RefSeq, a predicted model, not a curated record